Magallana angulata is the source of this 2906-nucleotide messenger RNA. RefSeq names its product H(+)/Cl(-) exchange transporter 6-like. The record is from RefSeq and is a predicted model, not a curated record. Gene Ontology annotation, cellular component: lysosomal membrane; intracellular membrane-bounded organelle. Gene Ontology annotation, biological process: chloride transport; transmembrane transport. Bases 85 to 2514 code for a protein of 809 amino acids. The transcript has 24 exons. Gene Ontology annotation, molecular function: voltage-gated chloride channel activity. NCBI's taxonomy places the organism in Eukaryota, Metazoa, Mollusca, Bivalvia, Ostreida, Ostreidae.
UGAUAUUAUCAGCGGCUCUGCACGAAGUACACAUGUCCGAAGAAAUACUGAUAAAACAGCCCAGUGUUUAAAUCAAUAGAAGCGAUGUCGGAGGAGGACAUCCAGUGUGACUGUUCCUGCUGUGUCUGGCCCCAAUGUCGGGGGGUCGGGGACGACCGUGGGAGUCAGAGCGAGCCAGCCACAGAAGAGAUGCACCCUCUUUUGCGACGGAGACAAAAUGCAACGAAACAUCACUUGCCAAGGAAAGACUACGAGAGUUUAGACUAUGAUAGAUGUUUUAACGAACCAUAUGAAGAAUAUGUUAAAACAUCGGAAGAAAAUAACUCCACCACAAAGGUAGAAAUCAUCAAAUGGGUCGUGACUUUUAUGAUUGGAUUCCUGACGGGGAUGGUUGCAUUAUUCAUCGACUCUAUCGUCAAACUCUUGUCAUCAAUUAAAUUCUCUGUUGUUGAAGAAUCUAUAUCCAUGUGUUCUAAAGAUGGCUGUCUUGUCCUGUCGCUGUUGAUUUUACUGCUGUUCAAUGUCGGCUUCGUUGUCAUAGCAUCAUGUCUUGUUGUCACAGAGCCCGUAGCAGGAGGUUCUGGAAUUCCGGAGAUCAAAUGUUACCUUAAUGGGGUAAAAAUUCCUCGAGUGGGUCGCCUAAUGACACUCGUCUCAAAAGCUGUCGGGGUGCUCUUCAGCGUAGCCGGGGGGUUAUUCGUUGGAAAAGAGGGACCCAUGAUUCACAGCGGUGCCAUCAUUGGAGCAGGCUUCCCUCAAUUUCAAAGUAUUGCUUUCAAGAAGAUCAAUAUCAAGAAGUACGGCUUUUUCAGAUCAGAUAGAGACAAGAGAGACUUUGUGUCAAGUGGAGCCGCGGCAGGUGUCGCAGCUGCCUUUGGGGCGCCGAUAGGAGGGGUCCUCUUCAGUCUGGAAGAGGGUUGUUCUUUUUGGAAUCAAAAAUUGACUUGGCGUUCUUUUUUCUGCUCAAUGGCAGCAACUUACAGUUUGAACUUUUUCCUCUCGGGAAUAAACACAGCGAAUUGGGGGUACUUUUAUCUACCAGGACUCAUCAAUUUUGGAGUAUUCAAGUGCGCCAAUGAAAGCGGGAUUGGAUGUCAUCUUUGGAACGCCUUGGAUCUAAUAGUGUUUAUCUUUAUGGGUCUGUUAGGCGGAGUGUUCGGCGCUUUGUUUAACACCGUCAAUCUACUUCUGACCAAACACAGAAUGAAACACGUGCAAAAGAAGCACAAAGCCAUCAGAGUCUUGGAAGCCGUUCUGGUUGCUGCUGUCACUACCACUGUAUCAUUUUCGGCUGCAAUGCUGCUGGGAGAAUGUCGGAGCAUGGCAUCCAACCAGAGCAAUGGAAGUAUUCCGUUGGUUGACGAAUCUGUACGAACCUACUUCUGUCCAGAGAACCAUUACAACGACAUGGCCACACUAUUCUUUAAUUCUCAAGAAGAGGCUAUAAAACAACUCUUUCAUCAAGAAGGUAAAUUCAGCUUGGCAACUCUCGGUCUGUUCUUUCUGCUCUUCUUCUUCCUUGCCUGCUGGACUUAUGGAGUUCACGUCCCCAGCGGUCUGUUUGUCCCAUCUCUGUUGUGUGGGGCGGCCUAUGGACGGUUCGUUGCGACCGUACUUGUGCAAGUUGGGUAUGCCAAUCAUGAAAACUCGGGAACCUUUGCCUUGAUUGGAGCCGCGGCGUUUCUUGGGGGCGUGGUCCGAAUGACAAUUAGCCUGACGGUGAUACUGAUAGAAUCAACAAACGAAAUCAGCUAUGGCCUGCCAUUAAUGCUAGUUUUAAUGGUAGCCAAAUGGAGUGGCGAUUAUUUCAAUGAAGGUCUCUAUGAUAUUCAUAUCAAACUGAAAGGAGUACCGCUUUUGGAAUGGGAGGUCCAUCAUGGAACUGAAAGACUUAAGGCAUGCGAUGUCAUGGAUAAACCAGAGAGUUAUGUAUAUAUUGUUUCACGAGUGUCCUCUGUGAUACGCAUGCUUCGAACAACAGCACAUAAUGCAUUUCCUGUUGUGUCCGUGGCAGAUGGAAGAAAUUUAAUAGUUGAUCAAGAGUAUACACAGCCAAAUGGGCUUUUAAACGAAGAAAGGGAUGAAGGGCAACAGAUUGAACAGAAAUGGCGCUUUAAGGGGCUGAUCAUGAGACAUACACUAGUUUCAUUAUUGGAGAAUAAUGUGUUUUUCCAAGAGCAAAACGGGAGGAUGUCACAACCUGACAUUUCUUAUGAAGAUUUGACCAAAGAUUACCCUCGUUAUCCCGAUAUAUACGACAUCACUACGAUCCAUUCGGUGCCAGAAGACGCUCUAAUGGAUAUAAGUAGGUAUAUGAAUCCUAGCCCUUAUACAGUGUAUCCAAACACACCUGUCCCUCAGGUGUUUAACCUGUUCCGGAGUAUGGGGCUGAGACAUCUACCUGUUGUGGACCAUACAGGUCUGCUGCAAGGAAUAAUCACCCGCCAUAAUCUUACUCACGAGUUUUUGGAAAUGUGCAAAGAAAAUUUGGAAGGAUCUAAUGAAGAGGAAUAAGUAUCAACUCUCAAGUUUCUGUGCAAUUGUAAUAUAUGUUUAAAAAGAAUAAAGUCGGUCACCAGAACAAUUGUGAAGAUAGCAAAAGGGCUCCAGGAAGAACUUGCAAUUAUUUAGAAGCAGGUCCAUUUCUCAAGAACAUCAUCAAUUAUAAAUCAUAUCUUUUGUGCUCACACAUCUCAGUGGGUUUUUAGUAGGACCACAAUGACAGAGUUUUGAUAAACAUUCUUUGCGAGAUAAUUAUUACUUUGUUUAAAAAUUAAUCUUCUGGUGGAAUUUUACUUUGAAGUAGAUGUUUAUUUCAGGUACAAAUUGCAGAACGUGUUGAAAAUUUUAAUGCAACAAGUCAUGAAUAUUCACAUUUGAAAUCAAUAAAUAUUCAAUGAACUUUA